Molecule: messenger RNA, 1913 nt
Organism: Oreochromis aureus
Lineage: Eukaryota; Metazoa; Chordata; Actinopteri; Cichliformes; Cichlidae
Product: interleukin-18-like
Exons: 6
Coding region: 281-835 (184 amino acids)
Source: RefSeq, a predicted model, not a curated record
CCCAAAUUACUAAAAUAUGGAUAUUUUAAUAUGAGAAUCGAGAGUAGAACAUAAAUAUCGUAUGGGAGGAAUCACACACACACACACACACACAGUGUGAGAAAGUGUGACGCUGUAACGCGUCGAGGAAAGUGCGGUGACAUAUGAAGGCACUGUAAAGGCUGGGGUGCAGUGUUUUCCCCUCCUACAAACGGCCUCGUUUCUCUGCCAUUCAAAGGGAAGUAAGUGCUGACGUUCCGAGGACAAAGACAACUUCUGCACGUUCGCCAAAGUCUACCUGAUGGAGUCCAACAGCUGCAUCAAUGUUGAAUUUUUGGAUACAGCUGAGGAUUCCUUCUACUUCAGAGUGGUUCAACAAGAUUUGGAGGAGGAUGAUUUCAGAAAGUCAAAAGAGCAUCAUUGGUCCAUUGAGAGCAUGAAUGGUUUUGGAUACCUCAUUUUAAACCAAGAUGACACAUUCGUGGCCCAGACCUGCUGUGUUUCCUCUUCAGAGAAGAAACUCUGCAUCAGGACCUAUCGGAGCUCUUCUCUAAACAAUAAGGAAAAGUUGCCAGUCAUGAUAUAUACCCAAAAGAAUGACCAGACAAUGGUGGUAUGUUGUAAGGAGCACAAAAUUCAAGCUGUACCAAUGACGCCCCCCACAGACAUCACUGGAACGAAUCACGACGCUUUGUUCUACCAGACGCGACUGCCUGGAAGUAACAGGUUUAAGUUUGUGUUCUCAGUGGAUCCCAAAAAAGUUCUUGGAGUUGUCAAUGAAAACGACUUUUAUAAACUGACCCUGCUUCCUGAAGUUGAUGAUGUUGAUACGAGAGUUGAGUUUGCGCUCAAAUAAUUAAAGAAGUUGUCUAAAUAAUGAAAAAAAGUCAUCUGACUUCAUUGAAUGCAGAUAUCCAAUGUAACAAGUUCUUGAAGUCAUAACUCAGAGUCACUUUGUGAUUUAAAUGGAACAAAUCUGAUCUGAUCUUAAACCAUAUGGAACCUCAACAUGUUCCCUGUUGUAUCAUGUUGAGGUUAAAGUGUGUCCAUCCAUUGUGUUGACCACCUCUGCUACUAGGGUAUGAAAUCUUUAAAGGCAGCUUUGAAAUAAGUUUUAUCUCAUUUGAGAUUUUGUUUGUAUUCAGUUAAUCAUUGAACAUUGUGAGGUUGCACAGAUGCAUGUUUGGUUUCUCUGGCCAGUGCAACCUCAGAUUGAACCCAAAAUUAGAACUAUAAGCUCAUACAACAAUCUAGCUAUUAGCAUUUGUACAUAAUAAAGACUUUGUACUUCUUUCAUUGUGUUUCUUGUUUUGUCAUGAGUGGUGUACUACAAAGAAAGUUGAAAACGGCCAGGCUCUGUUAGCAUGAGCUAACUCGACUAAUCCCGCCAGAGAUGACGGGUAAGAUGACAAACACGUCAGAGGAAAUCUGUAAUCCUAUAAAAAUAAAAGGCAACACAAGCACUGUAAAUUAGUCAAGAGUAAUGUGAGAUGAAUUUUUCUGAUGAAACAUUAAUAUUUGGGCAGUGUAAAAAGGUUAAAUGGAGCCGUGGCACGUACACACUCGGGGUUGACAUGUAUACUCUAUAAGCUCAACAUAACCUGCUAACCUAUUCACUGCUCUGUAGUACACCCCAGCUGAGCCUUGAUGGAAAGAACAGAGUGACACCAAAUGUGGAAGCUGUAAUAAAACAUGUUUACUGCACAGGUGUUGUGACAUCACGCUCACUCCAGCCAAACACAAAGAAGUGCUGGCGUGGAAGCUGCAUGCAAAGACUGUAUGUGUGUACUGUAUAUAAGUGCAUGUUCCAAGAUUAUAAUGUAAUAUCAUAAAGCUUUGAUUUGACUGUCAUAUUAAGUCUUAUUUUACUGAUUUAAGAACAGUCCUGGAAUUUUCACAAAUUGAUCAAAAUAAACAUGAUUUAUUUUAAAGCA